Messenger RNA from Ilyonectria robusta, 1332 nucleotides. RefSeq names its product cytochrome P450. Bases 1 to 1332 code for a protein of 443 amino acids. The transcript is spliced from 10 exons. Gene Ontology annotation, molecular function: iron ion binding; monooxygenase activity; oxidoreductase activity, acting on paired donors, with incorporation or reduction of molecular oxygen. The record is from RefSeq and is a predicted model, not a curated record. NCBI's taxonomy places the organism in Eukaryota, Fungi, Ascomycota, Sordariomycetes, Hypocreales, Nectriaceae.
AUGGCCACGACUUUGGUUUACGGCCUUGGAGCCUUCGGCCUCCUAUGCUUGUACUUUGUGCAGUCAAUCGUGUACAAUCUUUUCUUCCACCCAUUCCGAAAGUUCCCUGGCCCUCGCCUAGCGCGAAUCUCUAGGAUCUGCACUCGUCAUGCAAACUUUCAAGGCCUCAGGUACAUGAAAAUCCACCAAGCCCACGAAAAGUACGGCUCUGUGGUCAGAAUCGGUCCAAAUGAGCUAUCCUUUGCCAACCCAUCAGCAAUCCGAGACAUUUAUAUGACGAGCAAUUUUCAAAAAGAAGAAGCUUUCUACUUCUCUAAGAGAGGGUAUGAAGAAGAGCACCUCUUCAGCUUCCGAAACCCGGAAGCGCACAAUCAGCGACGGAAGCUCUUAUUGCGCGGGUACUCCAUGCAGAGUGCGCUGGGUGUUGAGCAGGAAAUUGCCACUAAGGUACAAACGUUGCUCGACACAUUUGCUAAAGAAGCGACCAAUACGAAGGCAGUCGACAUAUACUCCUGGGUGCAUCUGUUGUCGUUUGAUAUAGUUUAUCGUCUCCUGUUUGGAGAAGAUCCCAAGUCCUUAGAAUCAGGAGGAGAGCAUAGAGUGCUGUCCUACUUUCGGGCGUGGAGACCCAUCUUCAUCUACAAAGAGUUUUGGCCACAACUAGAGAAGUUUGGCAUAUACCUGCCAGGAGGUCUCGGGAAUAACUUCCGUAAAGUCAAGGCAUGGAAGGAGUACUCAGUCGACCUUAUCCAGAAAUCCCGCCAGAAUGCCGUCGUUACAUCGUUUUUCCACUCCGUUCUCUAUGGAGAAAAGGAUGGCUACCUCGGCCGACCUCUCACCGACUCGGAGGUUGCAGAGGAAUGCAUGAGCGGCAUGUUCGGAGGCACUGGAACAACAGCUAAUACCUUCCUUUUCCUCCUGUGGGCUACGCUUAACCAAGAGGAAGUGGUCAGCAAACUGAAGUCUGAGUUGAAGUCUGCUUUUCCAACCCCUAAGUCUGUGCCAGACUACCAGACCUGUUCUCGAUUACCCUAUCUCCAAGCCGUCAUAAACGAAACCUUACGCGUGUAUCCAACCAUCGUUGCCAUGAUUCCAAGAAUAGCGAUGCGCGACAGUGUUGUUGCUGGAGUUCCGAUUCCUAAAGGAACAGUCGUAGGGAUACAGAAUUAUACGGUGCACCGAUGGGAAUCUGCGUUUCCCAACCCGGAACACUUUAACCCGGACCGUUGGCUCGAUGACAAGCAUGCGGACCAAAGAAAGGAGGCAUUUGUGCCAUUCUCAGUUGGUGCUCGGAGAUGCAUUGGAAUGAAGUCAGCUCUGGAUUAUGCUUGA